AUGGCAAAGGCGGCCGAGCGGCGCAGGACGGUCUACUACUGCCGGGAGUGCGGUAACGAGAGCGCCAGGUGGAUGGGCUUCUGCCCCAGCCCCCAGUGCGAUUCCACAAGCCCCCUCGUCGAGGGAAACGUCGUCCCUGCCCAGGCCUCCAGCGGUGCACGUCGCUCUGGAUGGCUUGCCCCGGCUGCUACCGAGGCCCUUUCUCUGGCCGACGUCUCCGUCAAUUCCCAGCCCCGCAUUGCCUUGCCAUCAAACGAACUGAACCGCGUCCUCGGCGGUGGUAUAGUCCCCGGCUCGAUCUCUUUGCUGACGGGAGAGCCAGGCGUCGGCAAGUCAACCCUGCUCCUGCAACUGGCCCACUCGCUUUCGUCAUCCACGGCCUUGCCCGACGCUCGGGACGCUGGUCCGGUGAUGUACGUCUCCGGCGAAGAAUCGCCCGUUCAGGUGAAGCUGCGAGCCGAGCGAAUGGGCAUUAACGGCCAGGGUAUUCUCCUGCUGACCGAAACCGACGUUGACAGCAUUCUCGAACGAUUGGAGAAGACUCAGCCGGGCCUCGUGAUCGUCGAUUCCAUCCAGACCCUGCAGUGUGAGGGGGAAUCCUCCGGCCCGGGCAGCGUCGGACAGCUGCCCGCGCCGCGCCGUGUGUCCAACGGCGUGGACCACAACCGGCUGCUGAUGCUCACCGCCGUUGCCUCCCGCCGCACCGGCCUCGAGAUUGGCGCCCAGGACGUCAUCGUCAGUGUUGCCGGCGGCUUCCGCGCUACCGAACCGGCAGCAGACCUCGCCAUCAUCCUGGCCAUCGCCUCCUGCUACCGCAACGCGCCGCUGUCCCCCGCUGCAGCCUUUGGCGAGGUCGGCCUCAGCGCCGAAAUCCGUGCCGUGCCCCACGCCCAGCGCCGAGUCAACGAGGCCGCCCGCCUCGGCCUCACCCGCUGCAUCCUCCCCCAGUCCUCCCUGCGCGAAAUCGAACCCCCAAAGGACAUGCAACUGAUCGGCGCCGAAACAGUGGGCCAAGCCAUCCGCGCCGCCCUAACCACCCCCCAGGACGAGCUCGACCUGGCAUUCGCCGACGAGUGA
Molecule: messenger RNA, 1077 nt
Organism: Geodia barretti
Lineage: Eukaryota; Metazoa; Porifera; Demospongiae; Tetractinellida; Geodiidae
Source: the annotation of a GenBank genome assembly